This is a messenger RNA of Penicillium arizonense, 1644 nucleotides long. RefSeq lists its product as uncharacterized. The transcript has 14 exons. The record is from RefSeq and is a predicted model, not a curated record. Gene Ontology annotation, molecular function: heme binding; monooxygenase activity; iron ion binding. Bases 1 to 1644 code for a protein of 547 amino acids. NCBI's taxonomy places the organism in Eukaryota, Fungi, Ascomycota, Eurotiomycetes, Eurotiales, Aspergillaceae.
AUGUCAUCUCCCUCUUACUGGCCACUCCUGGCCGCAUUCUGCCUUCUGCUUGGAGCAGCCCUAUUUACAUUUCUCCAGAGCCACGCUGCUGGUGCUAAAAAGCCACCCCUCCCGCCUCAACCUAAGGGCAAUCUCAUCCUAGGAAACCUGUCAGAGGUCAUCACAGCAAGCAAGGAGAGCCUACAGCAUUUGCUGAUGCAUCGCUGGGCUCGCGAGCACGGCGAAGUGUUUCGCGUGCGCCUCGGUCCAGUAACGGAGUAUUUCCUCAACUCGGAUCGUGCUGUCAAGGAAAUUCUGGAUCGCUCAUCGGCGAUAUCGUCCGAGAGGCCGCGCUGGAUCGUCAGCAACGAGCUCAUCUGCAAUCAGCUGAAUGUUCUUUUGCUUCAUGGGAGUGACCCGCGGUGGAAAACCCAGCGACGCGUGAUCAACGCAUAUCUGACCAGCGUUCCACGGGCAGAUGCUGGGUUGCCGUUUCUGCACUAUGAAACAGCAAGGUUCCUGUACGAUAUUACGAAUAGCCCGGAGACUGAUCUGGAUGGGACUCGGAUUUUGCGGUCGAUUGCUCGCUAUACGUAUAGCGCAUUUGCGACGCAGACCUUUGGGAUGGACAUACCUGAUGCAGAGGAUCCCGUCAUCGAGUACAUUCAUGAGACGGGUCUCGCACAGAUCCUUGGAACAAUCCCCGGAAUGCACAUGGUUGAUAUAUUCACAUGGCUAAACCAGCUACCGCUCUCCCUCAAGCCGUGGGAGCGAGAUGCCAGGCGGAGAUUCAAGCGAGAUCUAGAAUGGUGUCUUGCGCGCUUACAGAGGCUCAAAAACCCCGACUUCGCUGGGCAAUACAUGACCGAUGCGUUUCUUCCUUCAGUGAUUCGAGCACCAAACCGAGGCGGCUUCGACACCGAAGAGGAAGCAGCGUACCUGGCUCUUCAGCUUAUUAUCGGCGCUGCGGACACGAGUCAAAUCUCCACGUGGUCGUUCUUGGAGGCGAUGCUGCAAUACCCGGAUGUUCAGCGGAAGGCCCGGGCUGAGAUUGAAGCAGUAGUCGGCAAUCGUAUUCCUGAGUUCGCGGAUCUCGAGCGUAUCCCGUACAUUCGAUGCGUGAUGAAGGAGCUCUGGCGAUGGCGUCCCCCUGUUUCUCUCGGCCAUCCCCAUGUUACGACAAAGGACAUCAUCUACAACGGGCAACGAAUCCCUAAGGGUGCCCGGUUGCAUCUUAAUGCAUGGGCUAUUUCGCAUGAUCUGAAAAGACAUGAAGACCCAGAUUGCUUUUGGCCCGAAAGAUACGCCGAUGAUCACACAACUACAAUGCAGAGCAUCAACUCUGCCGACGUGACGAAACGCGAUCACUUCGCCUUUGGCGCGGGACGUCGCAUCUGCCCAGGCUACCAUGUUGCCGAGCGCUCGCUCGCCAUCGCCGCGAUGCGAAUCCUCUGGGCUUUUGAGAUCAAGUGGGCCCCCGGCACACAGGAGCCCGUCGAUCCGUUGACAUAUACGCGCCGCUCUGAGAUGCCCGGGAACCCUUCGUCGCGACUGCCCGUCACACUACGCGUUUUAAACCAGGAGAAGGCGGAUAUUAUCAAUCGCACGUUUGAAACAUUGCAGUUGGAACGUGCACCGAUUGCUAGUUUGUCUUCGUUGGAUUAA